Messenger RNA from Solanum tuberosum (potato), 1336 nucleotides. Its product is annotated as ras-related protein RABA4c-like. Lineage: Eukaryota; Viridiplantae; Streptophyta; Magnoliopsida; Solanales; Solanaceae. The record is from RefSeq and is a predicted model, not a curated record. Gene Ontology annotation, molecular function: GTPase activity; GTP binding. The transcript is spliced from 2 exons. The coding region runs from base 351 to 1031 and encodes 226 amino acids.
UGCCUUCAAAAUAAGUUGUUGGAAAAAGAAAAUUUUAAAAUAGUUAGAGGGGAGGCGCAAAGCCGUUGAUCAUUGUGGAGGACGCGGUUCCUUCCCUCCAACCUUGACAACCAACAAAUACCCGAAUCUCUAUGUCCACCUUUUCAACAAUUGAUUGAUUGCUCAGUCAAAAUCAAUAUAAACCCUUUCCAUUAUCUUCCCCAUUUCCCCAUUAAACCCUAACCCUCUACUCCGAUUGUUCUCUGAAGGGGAAAAAGAUCAACCCAAGUUUAUGAAUUAAGCACUACGAAGUUCAAGAACCCGAUCUUUCUUCAAUUUGAUCGAUCGGGUUAUAGUUUUUGUUUAGAAAGAUGUCAAAAUUGUAUGGAGGAGAUUUCAAUCAGAAAAUAGAUUAUGUGUUCAAGGCGGUGCUGAUCGGAGAUUCUGCAGUUGGAAAAUCGCAGUUAUUGGCACGGUUUUCGAGGAAUGAGUUUAGUCUGGAUUCAAAGGCAACCAUCGGUGUUGAGUUCCAGACGAGGACGUUAGAAAUCGAUCAUAAGACUAUUAAGGCUCAGAUUUGGGAUACUGCUGGUCAGGAGAGAUAUAGGGCAGUGACAAGUGCGUACUACCGAGGUGCUGUUGGAGCAAUGCUGGUCUAUGACAUCACCAAACGUCAAUCUUUUGAUCAUAUCGCCAGGUGGUUGGAGGAACUACGGGGCCAUGCUGAUAAGAACAUUGUCAUCAUGCUUGUAGGCAACAAGACCGACUUGGGUAGUCUUCGUGCUGUACCUACUGAGGAUGCGAAAGAGUUUGCUGAGAAAGAGAACCUGUUCUUUAUUGAAACAUCGGCCCUAGAAGCAACAAAUGUGGAUACAGCUUUUGUUAAUGUCUUGACGGAGAUAUAUAGGGUUGUCAGCAAGAAAUCCCUUGUUGCCAACGAGGCAGAAUCCACCGCUGGGAGUUCAGCUCUCCUCAGGGGAAAGGAAAUUGUUGUUCCUGGCCAAGGACUUGUACCAAGUGGGAGCUCAUACAGCUGUUGCAGAUCAUCAUAGGAGUCGGUCAAAGUGGUUCUCAAAGUUGUAUAUGUUUUUACGUGUAUCAGAUUUCAAUUCCAUGCACGUCUAUCAAAUGCAAAUUUGAGUGCUACAACUACAUGAUGCUACAUUGGUAUUCAUCCACUUUCCUCUCUCUAAUUUGCACUUUCGUCACAAGUGUAAAAAGAAUUACAGUUCAAAACCAUUAAAUUUCAAUCUUGGUCUUAUGCUAAAUGUGUAUUUGACCAUCCCAAAAAAGGAGUCUGACUAAUCAUCCUUCGUGACUGAAACUUUUAUGAUGAACAUUUUGCAACAAAUCUUUA